AUAGAUAAACAUAACAAUUUUUGUUGACUCAUAACUUAUAAUUUCCCGACAUCGUCGAAGUGUUACAAGGGUUCCAAUGAGCUCUAGGUCAACAUUAUUUCCCUAUUUACGCCAUUUCGUGGUGGUAGCUUUGGGAAUUAUAUUAUUUUACUCACUAGCGUCCAAGCAUAAUCAGCUUCUUCAGUAUUUCCGUGGUGCCUUAGAACCUGUUCCAACCAACGAAGGAGUAAUCUUUACCGCAUCUCAGCUUUUGCAGUACAAUGGUAGAGAAAGCAAGAGUCUAUAUUUAGUUAUUUUAGGGCAUGUUUAUGAUGUUACCAAGGGUGAGAAGCAUUACGGCGAAGGACAGGCGUAUCAUAUGUUCGUUGGGCAUGACGCAACUCGGUCGUUUGUUACCGGCGAGUUUGACCAUUAUACUGAGGAACUAAGCGAUGUAUCAGCGCUGACCGAUACGGAGUUGCAACAGCUGCUCACGUGGAGAGACUUCUACGAUAAAACAUAUCCCUAUCGCGGAAAAGCGAUCGGUCGAUACUUCGAUCAGUUUGGUAAAGAAACGGCAUACCAUCGACACGUGUUAGAUCGUGCAGCUAAGGCCGAGGAGACUAAAAACGCCGGCACAACAUAUCCGUCCUGCAAUGUUGAAUGGAAGAAGGAUAUCGGAACGCGCGUCUGGUGCACGAACCGCAGCGGGGAUGGGGUGGAGCGACAGUGGACUGGCUUCCCAAGGAAAGUAGUCCCCAGCGGGAAUGAUGAUGAUGACGAUCAGUCACGUAGCGUUCAAUUUUGUGCGUGUGUCCCAGAGGAAGUGUCCGAUGCACAGUACGUUGCUUUUGCGGGAUGUGAAGCCAGUGCCGUUUCUUGCACCAUCCCGGAUCAAAACUAAUUUCUUUGGCACCGAAGUUCCGUCCAUUCCGUCCAGAGAGCAACAAGCAAGCACAGUAUCGUAUU
Molecule: messenger RNA, 948 nt
Organism: Anopheles coustani
Lineage: Eukaryota; Metazoa; Arthropoda; Insecta; Diptera; Culicidae
Product: neuferricin homolog
Exons: 2
Coding region: 77-883 (268 amino acids)
Cellular component (GO): membrane; endomembrane system
Source: RefSeq, a predicted model, not a curated record